Molecule: messenger RNA, 2002 nt
Organism: Lactuca saligna
Lineage: Eukaryota; Viridiplantae; Streptophyta; Magnoliopsida; Asterales; Asteraceae
Source: the annotation of a GenBank genome assembly
AUGUUGGAGUCUCAUCAUACAAACCUGAGGAGGGUGACUUACAUUGUGUUGGAUGAGGUAGAUAGGAUGCUUGACAUGGGUUUUGAACCUCAAAUGAAAAAAAUUGUUUCACAGAUUCGACCAGAUCGUCAAACCUUGUAUUGGAGUGCUACAUGGCCAAAGGAAGUCGAACAACUUUCAAACAGUUUCUUUACAACCCAUACAAAGACAAUUGCACUCGUUGUUCGACAGUUUCUUGAUGAUGAUGAUGAUGAUGAAUAUGAAGAUGAUCGUGAUGGCAAUCGUCUUUUGGAAUUCAUGUUUGGAAAUAUCGAUGGGGCUGUCGAUCUUGAUAUUGAUUACCUUGAACAAGUUGGUGGUUUGCUAAAUAAGAAGCUUAAAAUAUUGAAUGGUGGAAUGAAUAUUAUGAAGGUUGGAAAUACAAAGAAAAAUGCAAGAGAGAGUUUUGCAUAUGGAGCUUGUGGUCAGCAAGCCAAAGAACAAAAGAUUGGUUACUCCAGAGACUCAGAUCAGAUGUGUCGCCAAGAACCUCGUGUUAUUUUGUCUGACUACCCAUGUGUCCCAUUGGAGGAAGCUCAAGGCAAUAUAGAUACUGUGAGCAAGUUCAUAGGUUUAGAGUCCUUAAGUGGUGUUAUUAAGGAAGAGUGGAGACAAGUGAGGCACACAUUUAAAAAAAUCAACACAAAUCUUGUUUACAGUGAGGCACACAUUAGGGUUUUAGCGCACAUACAGAAACGCGUCAGUCUUAAGAACAUGGCUAGUAGUAAUGUUGUCGACGUGUCAACUCUCCAUGUCGACAAAGAUGAGAGCUAUCUUGACUCUGAGAAAUACGCCGAAGAACUGCAGCUUCAAGAAGCUCUCAUAUAUUCAGAAGCAUCAAUAUCAUCCUCUUCAUCCCAACAGGAUGCAUCAUCAACAUCAUCUCAAAUCGAUGCAUCAUCAACGACAUCAUCAUCAUCAUCCGAAAACGAUGCAUCAUCAACAUCAUCAUCAUCAUCCCAAAAUGAUACAUCGUCAACGCCAUCGUCAGCAUCUCAAAAUGAUGCAUCAUCAACAUCGUCGUCGUCGUCAUCCUUAAAGGAUUCAUCAUCAUCAUCAUCAGUACCAUCAAUUCCUGCAACAUCCACACCUACAAACGCAUUGAAGAUGAAGGAGCCAGUGGUGACAUCUGAAGCAUCGCAAUUAUCCGAGAGCUUCUUCUGCGAAAUUUGCAUGGACACAAAGUCCUCAUCGGAAAUGUUUUCAAACGCAACAGUUUGCGGCCAUCCGUACUGCUCUGAUUGCAUAUCCGGACACGUAUCUGCGAAGAUUAAAGAGAACAUGACGAGUGUGAAGUGUCCGGACCCAAAAUGCAAAGAGGUAAUUGGCCCUGAACAUUGUCGAGCCAUAGUCCCAAAAGAAGUACUUGAAAGGUGGGAGGAAGCUUUGUGCGAGUCUUUGAUCCUGGGUUCUGAGAAAUUCUACUGCCCGUUUAAAGAUUGUUCAGUCAUGUUGGUGGAUGAUGGUGGAGAGUCUGUGACAUCGUCAGAAUGCCCAAACUGCCACAGAUUGUUCUGUGCGCAGUGUAAGGUGGCAUGGCAUUCAGAGAUGGAUUGUAAUGAGUUUCAAAGCCUGAAUGAGGAUGAGAGAAAUCCAGAGGAUAUAAUGUUGAUGCAGCUUGCUAAGAGCAAAGAAUGGAGAAGGUGCCCAAGCUGCAAUAUUAUUGUGGAAAAACAAGACGGUUGUCAUCGCAUUUCUUGCAGAUGUGGGAAUCAUUUUUGUUAUGGAUGUGGGAAAAUACAUGUUGGAAGCUACGCUUGUGAUGUUUGAUUUGGCAUGAUGGUGUUGUGUAGAUUUUUGGAUUUAUUUAUCAUUUUAAACCAUAACUAAAGUGAUACAUUCUAAUUGCACAUUCUUGCUUUUUAAAAUUUCCUAUGGUUUCUUAAGAUAAUAUAAAGGUACGACGAAAAUGUUUAUUGGAACAUAUAUGUAUCUUAGACCAUGCAUGUUUAUUGGUCUGUUG